Molecule: messenger RNA, 2222 nt
Organism: Maylandia zebra (zebra mbuna)
Lineage: Eukaryota; Metazoa; Chordata; Actinopteri; Cichliformes; Cichlidae
Gene: serpinf2a
Product: serpin peptidase inhibitor, clade F (alpha-2 antiplasmin, pigment epithelium derived factor), member 2a
Biological process (GO): negative regulation of endopeptidase activity
Molecular function (GO): serine-type endopeptidase inhibitor activity
Source: RefSeq, a predicted model, not a curated record
AACUAGCCAGCAGAGGGGUGGUAGUAGUCGGGUCCAGGCGCUACGCUGUCCAGCCUGGAGAAGGUUGGUUUGUCUUUCUUUACUUUUAUUUUAUCUCACCUUUUAAACCCUUUUGAUCCCCAUCAUCUGUCUCCACAUCGGACAAAAACCAGGUUGACUGUUCAAAGAUGAAGCUGUAUCCUCUUCUUCUCUUGCUUUGUCUCUGCCAUCUGGGACUCACUGAAGAGCCCAGUCCAGCACCUACAAGUGUCAGUAAAACAGAAGAAGACGAGGCGUCAGAGGGUGACAGCUGUGGAGGAGCGUUCAGCCCUGAGGCACACAGGGCAAUAGGAAAGGCCACCGAGCAACUGGGUUUGCAGCUCCUGGAAAAUCUUCCUGUUAGUCCACAGCAGCCCAAUGUCAUCCUCUCACCGCUCAGUCUUGCUUUUGCCCUCGGUCAACUCACCUUAGGUGCUCGCACUGAGACAGAGAAGCUGCUACUAAAGACCCUUCAUGCCCACGGUCUGGCAUGCUACCAUCAUGCACUGGGAAGCCUUGUACCUCAUUUUAGCCACACAUCAUUGGAGGUAGCGGCACGCAUGUACCUCAAGCCAGGAUUUAAAGUGAAGGCGUCCUUUGUUGAAGAGUCUCUGCACAGGUACAAAUCACAGCCUGUUCCUUUAGUCUCUAUGGACGAGGUCAACCAAUGGGUUGAGAAUGUUACCAAUGGACACAUCCCCAACUUCCUAGAAAGUAUUCCACAUGAUGUGGUGCUUAUGCUCAUGAAUGCUGUAUACUUCAAAGGUCAGUGGCAAACACAGUUUGACCCACAAGCAACAUCAAAGGGAGAGUUUUACUUGGACAGCCAGAACUCUGUGUCAGUGGACAUGAUGAAAUCUGUCCAGUACCCUUUACGCCUGAUGUAUGAUUCCAAACUGGAAGCACAGGUUGCCAGUUUUCCCUUCAAGGGAAACACCAGCUUCUUAAUCAUCCUUCCCAGAGGAAACCUGUUGUCAGUGCUUUCCAAACUAAACAUCUCCGACCUCUACAGAUCUCUACCUCAGGAGAAACUGAUGCAGGUGAACUUGCCUAAAUUGAAGCUGGAGUACCAAAAGGAGCUCCAGGCGGCUCUGACCAACAUGGGCCUUGGCUCUCUGUUCUCUGGUCCUGACCUCUCUGGGAUAUCGGACCAGCCCCUCACGGUGACCGGCAUUCGGCACGCCAGCACAAUAGAACUCAGUGAAGAAGGUGUCGAGGCCUCGGCCACCACCGUUGUAACCUCCAUGCGCUCAGUCUCCAUGUUCUCUGUAAACUCCCCUUUUCUUUUUGCUCUCGUCGAUGACGCCUCCUUGACCCCCCUCUUCAUGGGCAUCGUCACAAACCCUGCCCCCGACAACCCCAUGCUGAAUGAUGAGUCCCACAACAAGCAGUCAUACAAACCCAUCUCUGGUAAUGGGAAUGGUACUAUAGACUUCCCUGAGUUUUGAACUGUGUAAAGUUAAAGAAAAGAUUUUAUUUUGGGAAAACAAACAAUUUAGAUUUGCUUACAGUAAGGGACUGGAAAUCAAUAUACAUGUAAAAGCACUUCUAAAGUUCAUUAAUUAUACUUGAUGUCUUAUUUGUUUUAUCCUAACUCCUUCUCUGUAAAGCAAAAUUAGCUUAUUUUCAAAAGUGUCAGUCAUUUCCCCUUUAAAGCAGAUUUAAGGCCCUUUCACGCUGGAAGCAGCACAUGCAGUGCUGUGCUCGGAAACACAUUCAGUUCUAUUGUUUGCACUGCACAAUAACGGUUUCCUGCUGUGCCAAGGAAAGCGCCAGCGCGGCAGCGUGAGUACACGUGCAUGGUCAAAGUUCAAAGUUGAACUUUUCUAGGUAGCGGUGAGUGCGGUGCAUACUGCAUCUGAUAUGAAAGUGCAUUUAGAAUUACAGCAGAGGAAGCGCCUGGUGUUCACAAGUUAUUGUAGAUUAACAAAAAAUACAGAUGCAGGAAUCGGUUGUUCCAAAAAGUUCAUGCAAAAACUUUUAACAAUGACAUUUUAAAACAUUUUAGGUUUCUGAUGAAGUGUUCAGUGACUGCUGGUACAUUUCAGAGCUUUACACAAAAAUUCAUAAAAGUUGUUUGAUACAAAAAAAAAAAACGUUUUCCACAAAAUUGUGCAUCAUGAAUGUUGUUUUCUUACAGAAGUUUCAUUUUUAGUGUGUUGAUUUUAUUUUAAGAGAUGAAGUGGAAUAAACAAAAAAGCUAA